GAGACUGCAUUUCAUCAUCAACCCGCGUUCAUCCCCGAAAAUAAGGCAUUCUAAGUGCCCGACGACCACUCCGACUACAAUGGGUAUCUGGGACGCUAUCGCAGACCUCGCUGAGGCAGCCAAGCCAUGGACCACUGCCGAAGCCGAAGCUCCAGCUGAGGAGCCCCAAGAGGAGGAGAAGUCCGAGGAAAAGGAGGAGAAAGAAGAAGAAGAAGAGGAGGAGGAGGAUGAGGAUGAGGAUGAGGAUGAAGAAGAGGAUGAAGAUGAACCCAAGGACCCUAAGGGACCGCUCGAGGAAGAAUGCCAGAAAUCCAAGCAGUGCUCACCAGCCAAGCACCACUACGACGAAUGCGCCGAGCGUGUAACGAACGCUUCGAAAGAAGGAGAAGCCAACGAGGACUGCGUUGAAGAAUUCUUCCACCUCGUGCACUGCGCCACCCAAUGCGCUGCUCCCAAGCUCUGGUCUGUCCUCAAAUAGUUGCAGAUAGCCAACGCAACCCAGCCCAGACAAGAAGCAUACCAUAUCUAUAAGACACCUAGAAGCAUGUACCGGUGGGUUUCUGGUCGGACAAGCCGGCUAUCGUCGUCUGACUCCUGUUAGAUAGAUGGUCGGACGUUUGGUAGCUCUGUAAUGCGAUUUGCGCCUCAAAGCGGAUGACUUACAGCCGGGGUACCUCAACCCACCUUCCCCCCUUAUGUACCAUACGCGGCAUUCCAAAUGAAUAGAUCUCUGUUCCUCAACUCUCUAGACAGACCUAGUUGUUUACCUACUCAUAAAGAAACUCGAUUAACACAAUUCGAAUUUCGAAAUAAGUGAUAUUAUAUGAGCGCUUAUACACACGCUUAUACACACGCGCACACACACCACCCCCUUUUGAAGCCAAGUUUCGUGAACAUAGCUUGUGUGCAUCUAGACUGGUGCCAAUGAAAAAGUGCUCAAACCGCUUAUUUACAAGAAGUGUCUUAUUGGCUUAGGUUAGGUACUUAGGUAGGUAGUUAGCCAUUCAUCCCUUGCAAUUUGUCGAUGUCGUAUGAUAAAGUAUAAGAAGAAAGAUUUUAUAUUAGUGAACUAACGUAAGUACCUAAUGUACUUUACUACGAGAAAUUCUUUUUACCAUUAACCAUGCUGCCGGCCAUGGUAAUAAAAAAAAG
Molecule: messenger RNA, 1152 nt
Organism: Daldinia caldariorum
Lineage: Eukaryota; Fungi; Ascomycota; Sordariomycetes; Xylariales; Hypoxylaceae
Product: ubiquinol-cytochrome C reductase hinge protein-domain-containing protein
Exons: 4
Coding region: 80-478 (132 amino acids)
Biological process (GO): mitochondrial electron transport, ubiquinol to cytochrome c
Source: RefSeq, a predicted model, not a curated record